This is a messenger RNA of Polistes canadensis, 2546 nucleotides long. RefSeq names its product probable E3 ubiquitin-protein ligase RNF144A. The transcript is spliced from 4 exons. The record is from RefSeq and is a predicted model, not a curated record. The coding region runs from base 1069 to 2358 and encodes 429 amino acids. Gene Ontology annotation, molecular function: ubiquitin conjugating enzyme binding; zinc ion binding; ubiquitin protein ligase activity. Lineage: Eukaryota; Metazoa; Arthropoda; Insecta; Hymenoptera; Vespidae. Gene Ontology annotation, cellular component: ubiquitin ligase complex; cytoplasm. Gene Ontology annotation, biological process: ubiquitin-dependent protein catabolic process; positive regulation of proteasomal ubiquitin-dependent protein catabolic process; protein polyubiquitination.
GAGGGAGAGAGAGGGAGUGAGAGAGAGGGAAAGAAUGAUGCGCGCCGAUCGCGAUCCACGCUUGGGUUCUCCUUAAAGAAAGAAAAAUAAGUGAGUGGGAGCGGAAGUAGUCGGUCGAGAUAUAUGCUACUAUAUUCUCUUAUGCACUUUGAUGUACUUCGUGACAGGACAGGUGAAAAAGCUUAAGGAAACUGUGUUAUCAUAUAUUAUCGACUCUUAAACAGUGCACAACAUUCCGUAUAAUUCGUGUUAACGAAUAUAACGGUGAAAGUUUGUUCGCUGUGUUUAGAAGAUGUGCGGAUGAUGUUUUUUUUUCCUUUUUUAUCUUCUCUUUUCUCUCUGUCUUUCUGUCUCUUUUCUUUUUAAAUGUCCUACGAAAAAAAUACGUCAUCGAAGAUAUAUACCAGCGAGCAGCACGAGCGAGUGUAACGUGUUAAAUAAAUCGGUUAUUUGAUUUACGUUGAAACAUUGUUCUACACGAUAAAGAAAAGAAAAUGCGAAUUUUUUUUUUUUCGACGAUGAAACGAUAAUCUACGAAUUAUCUCAUUAUUAAUUCGUUAAUGUAAAAGGACUUGAAAAAUAUUUUCUUUAUCAUAUAUUUGUAAUCGCAACGAAAAAUUGCACAAAAAUUCAUCGUUUACAUCGAAACGUUAUGUUUAUGCGAACAUCGUAUUUGCCAAUGUGGCCUUUAACAUCUACAUCUACAUAACUAAUGAAAUAUCAAAGUAUAUAUAUAUAUAUAUAUGUUCUAUCAUUUCUUUUAGAAUUCGAUCAUUUAGCCAAUGUCGUUUGAUGUUUAUAACGCACGAAAAGAAGAGCUAUGACAAAUGUGAAGUUGUAUCGAUAUAAUAAUACAGCGUUGUUUAAAAGUGAUCAUGGCAAGAAAUCAUCAUUAUUGUCAUCAUCGUUUAACUCGUCUAUGUCGAAUUAUUAUUUGAUCCAACAACAACAACUGAAACAAAGUACAUUGCAUUUUUCAAUGUUUUUAUGUCGCAAACUGUCCUAAAAACGCCAGUGCAUAGCCCUUGUCUGUAAGUGGAUGUAAAAAUCGAGAUUUGAAAUCAGGGGAUGCCUAGCCUACACUCGCUCGUCGUACGACGAGCCCCCUUAAUGGAUAUGGGCACGACAACUAGUUCGGUAACUUCUGUUAAUCCACAACCCAAACCUAAUAACAAUCAAAAGAAAAUAGACAAGACUAAUAAACUUACUGGUAUAAGAUUACCAUUGUUACGUAAAGAAUCAAGUGUAGUCAAUCUUUCUUUGACCGAAAGAACAUUACCAGGCAAAGGCAUAGACUCUCCGCUUUUGAGGCCUGAAAGCAGUGCCAGUUUGGAAGCUCGAGGUGGAAGUUGGAUUAAUUUAGCUCCUGGCGCACUUAGAAAAUGUGAAACUACUGUCGGAUUGAGUACAUCUGCUUUAGAAGGUAGAGCCAUAAAUCGCAGUAGAGUUUGCUCUCGCUGUUCUAGUUUAUUGUCAUUAGCAUCUAGCUCAAGAUACAGCUUAGCUGCUGGCAAUUUUGUACCAACUGGUUCGCAGCAGACCGUUGGGAGAAUAUUUUGUAAGCUUUGUCUUACCGACACAUCCUUUUCCAAAACAUUUAAAAUUGAAGGCUGUGGUUGUUUUUACUGUAAAGAUUGUAUGAAAGCAUAUGUCGAGUUUGAAAUCGAACAAGGUGCAUAUGAAAUUAGCUGCCCCGAUGCACAAUGUGAACAAGGUGCUAUCCUUUCGCUAAAAGAAAUUAGAAGUCUUGUUACUCCUGAAUUAUUGGAUAAACAUAGCAAGUUUCGUUUAAAUAGAGAUGUUUCAAUGGAUACAAAACGGGCGUGGUGUCCACGUGCAGGUUGUGAAACAAUAUGUUCAAUCAAUUCCAAUGGAAGUAGUGGUAUGCCUCCUGGACCCAUCCACUGUCCUAACUGUUCUACAGAUUUUUGCUCCAUGUGUAGAGAAGCAUGGCACAGUGGACCAUGUUCUGAUCUUCCAUUAGGUAUACCAUUUGACAAUGAUCAUAUUAAAUGCUGUCCUAUGUGUUCUGUACCUAUUGAAAAGGACGAAGGAUGCGCUCAAAUGAUGUGCAAAAGAUGCAAGCACGUUUUUUGCUGGUAUUGUUUAGCUUCCUUGGAUGAUGACUUUUUGUUGAGGCACUACGAUAAGGGGCCAUGUAAAAAUAAAUUAGGUCACUCACGAGCGUCUGUAAUAUGGCAUAGAACACAAGUAAUUGGUAUAUUUGCCGGUUUUGGUUUGCUCCUACUUGUUGCCUCUCCUUUGCUACUUUUGGCUGCUCCGUGCAUAGUAUGCUGUAAAUGUCGUGUCUGUGGUUCCUCUAGGCUCGAACAGGAGGACGGUGAUACGGCAACAUAGAAACUGUAAAAUAUUUUCAAACCCUUUCUUAAUCUUACAUAUUAAUAAUCUUUCUCUUAUCAAAAUGGAACGAAUAAACUAGCUUCUUUCAUAAAUGAGCAAAUAUUAUCGGCAUUUUAUAUAGAUAUACAUUGGUUGUAAAUGGUGUUUUAUUUGUUUUCUUUUUUAAAAAGAAGAAAAAAUGAAAA